AAGGAGAUGUGGAGGUCUUAGUCCCCAGUACUUCAGAAUGUGAACUUAUUUGGGAAUAGGGUCAUUGGAGGUGCAACUUGGUGGGAUGGGGUCAUACUGGAGUAGAAUGGGCCCCUAAUUCAGUGUGACUGGUGUCCUAAGAAGAUGGCCCGGUGAAGAGACAGAGACAGGGAGAAUGCCAUGUGAAGAUGGAGGCAGAGACUACAGUAAGGCAUCUACCAGCCAAGGAACACAAGGAUUGCCAGCUGUCACCAGAAGCUAGGAGCGAGGCUUGAACAGGUGUCCCCAGGAGCCUGCAGAAGGAAGCCACCCAGCCAACACCUUCAUUUCAGACGUCUAACCUCCAGAACUAUUUUCCUCCUGGGUUCCUGACCCGUUGACCCAUCAGCUUCCCGGACAGUCCCUCCUGGAUGCCCCACAGGGAUUCAAGAUGCUGCAGGAUGUGGCUGUGAAUGAACCACAAGAGGAUGCUAAGCACCAGGUCUAUACUCAGUGGAAUUUCUGCAAGGAAGAGAUGCUGGAGGAGGAGACAGAGCUGGUCUCACCAGAUUCUGAGACCAGGAAUAAGAUGAAAGAUUGGAAGUCAAAGAUGGAAAUUUCUGAAGAAAAAGAUUCAGCAAGGGCUGUAUCAGAGAGACUCCAAAGACAGCUCUCCCAGGAAUGUGGGUUAGUCAAAACCGGUGAUCCUGAGGACAGGGUAGUGAGGUAUUGGGUAAGUCCCUUAGAGGAUGCAGUGGGACAUCUCCCUUCUGAAGGGAGAGGUUUCAGGGAAGUGAAUCUGAUCCCCAAGAAAGCCAUGGCAGGAGAGAGAGGCCAUGGAUGCAAGGAAAGAGAAAAAAUACUUUCUGCAGGAGAAAGAUCCCACAGAUAUGAAGUCUGUGGCCAGAGCUUCAAACAGAAGUCAGAAGUAACUGAACAUCAGAAAAUAGACAAUAUGAAGAAAGCCUAUGAAUGUAAGGAAUGUGGAAAAACUUUCAAUCGGAGCUCAAACCUGAUUAUACAUCAGAGAAUUCAUACAGGAAAGAAACCAUAUGUAUGCAGUGAAUGUGGAAAAGACUUUAAUCAAAGUUCAAAUCUUAUUAUACACCAGAGAAUUCACACAGGAAAGAAACCUUAUAUAUGUCAUGAAUGUGGAAAAGACUUCAACCAGAGCUCUAACCUGGUUCGACAUAAGAGAAUUCAUAAUGGCGAGAAUCCCUAUGAAUGUAAAGAGUGUGGGAAGGCCUUCAAGGGAAGCUCAAACCUUGUCCUGCACCAGCGAAUUCAUAGCGGGGGGAGGCCGUAUGUAUGUAAUGAAUGUGGGAAGACCUUCAAUCAAAGCUCAGAUCUUAUUAUCCAUCAUAGAAUUCACACUGGAGAGAAACCCUAUGAGUGUUAUGAAUGUGGACAGACCUUCAGUCAAAGUUCACACCUUGUCACACACCAGAGAAUUCAUACUGGAGAGAAACCCUUCAAGUGUAGUGACUGUGAGAAGGCCUUCAGGCAGCGUUCACGCCUCACUGAGCACCAGAGACUCCACCGCGGGGAGAAACCCUAUGCAUGUCGUGAAUGUGGGAAAUCCUUCAGAGGGCACACGGCCCUUCUUAAACAUCAGAGACUACAUACUGGAAAGGAACUUGAAUGUGAAAAAGCCUGCACAUCUGACAUGGACCUUAUCCAACAACAGAGAAUUCAUAGGGAAGAAAAACCUUAUGAAUGUACUGAGUGUGGGAAAACUUUCCGGGGAAGUUCUGAUCUAAUUAGGCAUUGGGUAACUCACACUGGGGAGAAACCCUACGAAUGCAGUGAAUGUGGGAAAGCUUUUAGCCAGAGGUCGCACCUCGUCACCCACCAGAAAAUUCACACUGGAGAGAAACCCUAUCAGUGCGAUGAAUGUGGGAAGGCCUUCCGGCAGCGUGCGCUCCUUAUCCGGCAUCACAGAACUCACAGUGGUGAGAAGCCCUACACGUGUAGGGAAUGCGGAAAAUCCUUCAUCUGGCACACGACUUUUCUCAAACAUCAGAGACUUCGUGCUGGAGAGAAACUUGAGGAAUGUGAGAAAACAUUCAGCAAGGAUGAGUUGCUUAGAGAAGAGCAGAGAAUUCGGCAAGAAGAGAAAGCUUAUAAGUGCAGCCAGUGUGGUAGAACUUUCCAAGGCAGCUCAGACCUCACCCGACAUCAGGUAACCCAUACAGAAGAGAAACCCUACGGAUGUAAAGAAUGUGGGAAAACUUUCAGUCAGAGCUCAGACCUUAUGAGACAUCACAGAAUUCAUAGCGGAGAAAAGCCUUAUGUAUGCAGUAAAUGUGGGAAAUCUUUCAGGGACAGCUCAGAUCUUACUAAGCACCACCGUGUUCACACUGGAGAGAAGCCCUACAAAUGUCCUGAAUGUGGGAAGGCCUUCAGUCAGAACUCACACCUUGUCAGUCACCAGAGAAUUCACACCGGAGAGAAACCCUUUGAAUGUAGCAACUGUGGGAAAGCCUUCAGUGGACGCACGGCUUUUCUUAAACAUCGGAAACUUCAUACUGAAAAAGAGCCCGGGGAACAUCAGACAGUCUUCAAACAGGACUUACUCUAAGAGGCAACAGAAACCUAAUGAAUGUAGGAAAGCCUGAUGGAGACCACAUCUUAUUGCACUAUGAAGGGUUUUUAUUGCUGAAAACCAUUUGAAGGUCGGAAGACAUUAGAAGAGCCUACUGGAUGGAAAACACGUAAGUGUCAUCAGGUGGAAAAGCUCUUGGACAUAGUAGCCUUUUUUCUGUCUCAUGGUGUAUGGUCCCCAAGAUAGAGUUACUUGGGAAUGCUUUAGGGGCUGUCCAACACUGUUAAAAUCAUUAGACAUCACUUUGCCAACAACCCCCAAACCAAAUUCUUCAUGGAAGGAGCCAUUUCAGUCUUGACUAGGUACCUAGUCCAGUGACAAGUAUAAAUCUGCUUUAAGUACUUUAGGGUGAUUAAAUCUUUCUCUGGGAUGAAUUCUUCCCCUUAAAUAUGUAUUAUAUAUAUGUAUAUAAUAUAUAUAUUCCCCUUUUAUCUUCCUUAUAAAAAUAUGCUUAUGCAUAUGUGAUAAUACUAAUUAGAGUGAGCCACUAAUGGAGAAGAAACCAAAAAUAACAGAAAUGACAAGAGGAGAGCUGAAGGCCAGGACGCAAGAGCCAAGCGAGGUGUUCCCCAGAGAAAGAGUGGUGACCGCUAGCAGUGUCAGGAAAUGAAGGAGCAAGGGAUAGCACGGGGGUGUGAGGGACAGGACUAGACCAAGUGCCAGGCAGAGCACUUAGGAGACGUGAGUUGGUGGGCAUUAGAAGAAAGCAGUGACUAUGAAGGGUCAGGUGAUUAGAGUGGUUUUAUCUUGAACCAGGGCUUUGUAAUUAUUUGAGAAUUGGAGAGUCUAAGUGGAACUCUGAAAGAGAGCAGUCAUCAUUUACUCUGAUAACUGACACUGGUCAUUCAGCCCUGCCUAUCUGUACAAUCAAACUCAAUUGUCCAAUAUUUCUCGUACCCUGAACAGACUGUAUAUGAAUUUACAGGCAUCAUCAGAUAAGAAAGUUACUGAAUGGGACAAUGUUCAGGCAAGGAAAAUUUCAACCUGGUAUCUUUCCUUGGUGGGAGUAGCUUUUGAGAUGCACAGAGGGGAUCAGUGGUUCUCAACUGGGGUGAUUUUGCUCCCCAGAGGACAUUUGGCAAUGUCCGGAGACAUUUUGGUUGUCCCAACUGGGAGGAAAAUAUUGGCAUCUGUAGGACUAGGGAUGUGGCUAAAUAUCUGACAAGACACAGCUCCCUCACAACAAAGAAUUUUCUGGCCCCCAGUAUCAGUAGUGCCAUGGUUGAGAAACCCUGCCCAUGGAUAUUCAGAACAGCAGUCACCUGGGGCCAUUUAAAGCAGGCAUUUCAGUGCGGUGUGGGCAGUGGCAGUGCAUCCCCAGGGGAACCAGAGGCUGCUAGAAACCUUUGGUUUGAUGAGCUGUUUCAGGAGAGGCAGUGUGGUGUAGUGGAGGGAGCACAGACAUGGGUUUGAAUCCCAGUAUGACGUACUGGCUUUGGAACCUGGAACAAAUUGUAUCUCCUCUGAUCCUUAAUUUAUAACUUAUUUUCCUCAUUAAUAAAAGUUUGAACAGCACUGGAGGCUAUGACUUCCCCAGAGGGGCAUCCUGAACAGUAGUGGGAUGCCUUGAAGUGGGAAGCCCACCCACCGCAUCCCUGAAAAGACUUCAAUCAGAGCUCUAACCUGGUUCGACACUUCACACUCCCAGCUACCUACACAUUUAACUUUUUGAAAGCAGGGAACUAUGUUUUUGUAUCCUCUCACCUCCAAUCCAGGCAGACCCAAAUUUACAUAUAUAUUUUUGUUCAAUAAAUGCUUGAAUUAAUGUCCAGGUUCAUGAUUUUCUAGUUUUGUUGUUGAAACCUAUAAUCACCACAGGAGCAGAGUAUAUGUAACUUUCUUUCCCGCUUUUCUUUCUGUUCUAGAUAGACCCAUAAACUAGACACUGCAGAAAAAAACUCAGGUUAAACUAUAUUUUGCUUGGGCACAGUAUCCAUUUAUUUCAAAUUAAACUUGGUGGCUGGUUU
Camelus dromedarius (Arabian camel) is the source of this 4551-nucleotide messenger RNA. It is a transcript of the gene ZNF594, whose product is annotated as zinc finger protein 594. The record is from RefSeq and is a predicted model, not a curated record. Gene Ontology annotation, cellular component: nucleus. The transcript is spliced from 4 exons. NCBI's taxonomy places the organism in Eukaryota, Metazoa, Chordata, Mammalia, Artiodactyla, Camelidae. Gene Ontology annotation, molecular function: RNA polymerase II transcription regulatory region sequence-specific DNA binding; DNA-binding transcription factor activity, RNA polymerase II-specific. Gene Ontology annotation, biological process: urogenital system development; embryo development; regulation of transcription by RNA polymerase II. The coding region runs from base 431 to 2560 and encodes 709 amino acids.